Messenger RNA from Zeugodacus cucurbitae (melon fly), 519 nucleotides. RefSeq names its product neuropeptide F-like. The record is from RefSeq and is a predicted model, not a curated record. NCBI's taxonomy places the organism in Eukaryota, Metazoa, Arthropoda, Insecta, Diptera, Tephritidae. The transcript has 4 exons. The coding region runs from base 71 to 355 and encodes 94 amino acids.
UAAAGCGAGUGGUAGCGGUAAACGUUAAAAAAUUGGUACGGUAUUCUAUUAAAAGUCAACAAGUGAAAAAAUGUCUUCAAUCGUACGCUUUGCUGUUAUUGUGAUUGUUGCUUUGGCGCUUUUGACGGCGCACACCGCAAUAGCCAGCAACUCCCGUCCGCCACGCAACAACGACAUCAGUAACAUGGCCGACGCACUCAAAUAUUUACAAGACCUGGACACAUACUAUGGGGAUCGAGCACGCGCCAGGUUCGGCAAGCGCGCGCCGUUGUUAUUGCUUCUGCGUCAACAUUUGCUUGAAAAUCCUGAUGUGGCUCGAGCCAUUGAAAAUCCUUCCGCUGAUGAACCCUUUUAAGGCAAAUGAUUCUCUUAAAGCUGCUGGAUUUGAAAAUAUACCUAACACUAUUGUAAAUGCAAUAAUGAAGCCAUAAAGAGACUUUACAGUAUUAGAAAACUCUUUAAUUAUUUAUAAAGUAGUUUGCAUAUAUAAAUAUAGACGAAACUGUAUAUGUAAAUAAA